Molecule: messenger RNA, 1145 nt
Organism: Protopterus annectens (West African lungfish)
Lineage: Eukaryota; Metazoa; Chordata; Ceratodontiformes; Protopteridae
Product: leucine-rich repeat serine/threonine-protein kinase 2-like
Exons: 8
Coding region: 207-1145 (312 amino acids)
Source: RefSeq, a predicted model, not a curated record
ACGCUCUGCACUGUCACAAAAUCUUGGGGGAGAGCAGUCACGGGAAUGGCAGACUAGUAAACAUAAUUUAGGGAGCAGAUAUGCCAUGUCGCGCAGAAAACUUAAAGAGAUUAGAUUAUUGUGUGCAGUGGUAGUUGUGUUUAACUGGGAGUGGUGCUGUUAAGCUAGUCCUGGCUAUUCGAGAAGGAAACUUUAGAUACGGAAAAAUGGAUAACUGGGAAGAACUGGAAGAAAAUCUUAAAAAGUUGAUAGUUAAAUUGAAACAUGUCGAAGAGAGAAAACAAGUGGAAACCGUUAUUCAGACGUUAGAUGACCUAUUACAGUUCAUGUAUAUUGAUAGUGCCUUCACGCUGUUUGAAGAUAAAGUCAUUCAUAUUCCGGUACUAGUGGUAUUAGAGUCUUAUAUGGACUUCGCAGGUGUUCAGCAGAUGGGGUGGUCUGUGCUUUGCAGAUUAAUGGAGGUCUGUCCAUCUACACUUGAUAAACUGGCAGUAUCCUCAGGUGUUGCAAAGGACUGGGAUUUUCUUGGGAUUCAUCAGCAGAUUCUGAAAAUGUUAUGUAUGCAUAAUGGAAACGAGAUGAUCAUUACACUUGGGCUAAAAACUUUAACACUCCUUCUGAAAUCAGAUGCAAUUGCACUCUUGGUGUUAGAUGAUGAAACUGAUGUCUUCCAGAUAGUAGUGGAUGCUUUGAAAAGCUUUACAAAUGAAGAGGUGCAAAAAUAUGGAUGUGAAACAUUACGCAUUCUUCUAGAGAAAGUUUCAGAUGCACAGCUUGUUGAAUUUGUGGAAAGUAAAGAUCAUGCUGUAAUUUUAAAUGCACUAAACCAGUUUCAGCACUCUGAAGAUAUUGUCCUGAAUGCACUUGGAGCUGUCCUUCCUUUGGCUAGUCCAUUAAGCAAUGUUGAAGUGCUGAUGUCUGGAAGUGCUAGGUGCUACAAGCUAGUGAUAGAUGCAAUGAACAAAUUCCCCAACAAUGAAAAGUUACAAGAAAUCAGUUGCUGUUUAUUCCAGAAGUUUACUUCAGGAAACACAAGGAGUAAAGUGGGAACAGAUUUGUUUCAUUACAACUUUGUGUAUUUCAUUAACGAGCCCAGAGAAGGAAGCAUUAUUGACACGUGUGCUGACAAGACAACCAGUGACUGA